UAGUGUCGUUCGUUCGUUCAACGGUAGUGAUCAUGCGGGUAAUCGUACGGUUUGUUCGAAAUUAUCGUUUAUAAAUAAACAGUUAUUCGAUUUGUUUAUAAUAAAAAACUUAUUCUUUGUGUUUCAAGUUUAGUUAGUUUUUUGUGUGAAAUAUUUUGUUGAGUUGCACCAAGUUAUUAAGUUACCAAGUGGAUUACUUAUCAUCAUUUUAGUGAAUAAAAGGAAACAUUUUGGCGAACGACACUUUUUUGGCUUUCCGUUCUAAAAGUUUAAAACAACCCCUGCAGCCAUUAUUUCCGGUAAUCUGGGCGGUAUGAGCUAAAAUCCGUCCGACGGAUCUGAAGAGUGGAAGGAAGAGAGAGCUGUCCUCGCCUGAAGCAAUCCAUCAUCGGUUGCUGCUCCUACUGGCGUCCCAGAACCACACCAAUCAAGGAACAUGAGAUCUAAUAAAGAAUGCAUCAUCCUCCUCCUAUUUUUGUCGAUACAAAAAGAUUGUGCGGCAACCAAUUUAGCACCAUCAUUUUCAUUAGACAUGAACAAUUUCGUUUUACCAGAAAAUACAAAUGUAGGUGAAGUCGUUUAUCGUUUGGAAGGUUCUGAUCCGGAAAAUAGUCCGGUUCAUUUCAGUCUCUUUGGAACUGACCUACUCGAAGUAGAUUCUGAUAAUGGUCAAGUUAAAUUGGUCAAACCUUUAGAUCGUGAAAUUAAUGAUACGUUAAAUUUCUUCGUCAGUAUAAGAGAUGAAGUCAAAGAUGCUCCCGUUGGCGGUGAUAACGUCGUAACAAUUCCCGUUACGAUUAUAGUUUUAGACGUAAACGAUAACGCACCAAUCUUUCAAAAUGUGCCAUAUAACAUUGAAGUUAAAGAAGAUACCCCAAUUAACACAACGAUUUUUAAUGAAAUCAUCGUAACCGAUGUGGAUACAGUUGGAGAAACUUUAGAGGUUGAAUGUGUUGAGCUGCCAGAAUACUUAAAUGCUUGCGAAUCGUUUAAAAUAAAAACGAUCGAAUCAGAUCAAAAUAAAUAUUUAGGAGAGAUUGUUCUUAAAGAUAUUUUGGAUUAUUCCAUUCAGAGUGGUUACGCUUUUUUAUUAAAAGCAAGCGAUAGCGAAUUGGAAAAUACGACUUUAGUUAAUAUUACGAUUAGAGAUGUUCAAAAUACUCCGCCAAAGUUUUAUGGGUCAUUAGAAGCUGAAGUUUAUGAAGAUGUUCCGAUUAAUACUUUAGUUAUGACUGUUCAUGCUGAAGAUGGGGAUAGACAAAUGCCAAGAAAGAUUAUGUAUGAAUUAGUUAAUAACCCGAUGAAUUAUUUUUUAUUAGACGCCGUAACCGGAGAAUUAAGAACCGCAAAACCGUUAGAUCGCGAAGCUUUAGACAACCCAAGUGGGGUUUUAAAAUUUAAUAUAAGGGCAAGAGAAUUAGUCGAUGGUAAUAAAAUCGAAGAUCCUUCAAUAAUGACAACGGUAGAAGCAACAGUUACUAUAAAAGAUGUUAAUGAUGAACCACCAAGUUUUAAUCAAAGAGAAUAUUCAGUUGAAAUUUCUGAAGAUAUCGCGGAAGGUUCACCACUUCCCGGACUUAAUAUGAUUGUAAAAGAUCCCGAUUUGGGCAACAACUCAAUUUUUUCGUUAACCCUUCAAGACAUCUCCGGUGUAUUUUCCGUCGAACCAAAAACGGCGAAAUCCUCAACAAACGUUUCCAUAAUCGUAACAAACUGUUCCUUAGACUACGAAGAUCCAAAUCAACGACAAUUCAUAAUUUUAGUAAUCGCCAAAGAAAUCCAAACCGAUUUGUUAUUAUCAUCAACGGCCACCGUUAAAGUUACGGUCACAGACGCGAACGAUAACGCACCUACUUUUGACCAAGAUGCCGGUUACACGGCUGUUAUUUCAGAAAUGGCCACCGGAAGCACGUUGGUUACGACGAUUGUUGCGAGAGAUAGAGAUUCCGGGCGAUUUGGCGAAGGCGGAAUCGUUUAUCAAUUAGUUGGAAAUGGAGCCGAAAAGUUUAUUGUUAAUGAACGAACCGGUGCUGUUACUGUAAAAGAAUGUGAAACUCCCGGAAGGGAACCUUGUUUAGAUUUUGAAAUUAAACCGGAAUAUUUUUUGCAAUUUAAGGCAACAGAUGAUGAUGGUAAAGGCCAAACAUCUUUAGUGCCUCUAAAAAUAACAUUAAUGGAUCAAAAUGAUAACCCACCGAUGUUCACCCAACCAGUUUACAGAGUUUUCAUUAACGAAGGGGCUUCAAAAUUCGAUCCCGAGGUAACAAUAACAGCUAGAGACAUGGAUAAAACAUCGAAAUUAAUUUAUUCGAUAAUCGCUGGAAACGAUAACGAUUUAUUUAAAAUAGACUCGAACACAGGAAAAUUAAAAGUAUCAAAUAACAAAGGUUUGGAUUUAACGAACGAUUCAAAAACGAACGAUAAUAUAGUUUUAACAAUCGAAGCUAAUGAUGGAAAAUUCACAACGACAACAAUGGUUAAUAUAACAAUUAAAGAUGUCAAUAAUAACAACCCGAUUUUUGAAAAGGAGAAUUAUUUACUCGACGUUGCCGAGGAUGUAUCAAUCAAUACGAGCGUUUUAAAAAUUAAAGCUCACGAUGCUGACGUUGGUUUAAACGCCGAAAUUCGGUAUAAAUUCCAAAAAGGGAGUUUCGAAGAUUUUUCGAUUAAUAAUGAAAGUGGUGUUGUGACUGUUUCAUCGAAAUUAGAUUACGAUAGGAGGAAAACUUAUCACAUUGAGGUUGUUGCAACUGAUUUAGGAGAACCAUCUUUAACGGGAACAACAACGUUAAUUGUAAAUAUUAUUAACACUAAUGAUAAAUUACCAUAUUUUGUGCCAACGACUCAAAAAACUGAAGUAAUGGAAAAUGCCCCAAUUGGAAGUGUUAUUUAUACUUUAAUUGCGUUAGAUCAAGACGUAAAUACGUCGGAAUCGUUAAAUUUUGCUGCUACGGAACCGAUAACAGCGCUGGAUAAAUUUGGGAAACAAAUUUUAGAUAAUGAGAUUUACAAGGAAUUCUUCUCCGUUGAUAAAAACACGGGGAAAGUGAUUGUAAUGAAAGAAUUAGAUAGAGAUGUAGCCGCCGUUAUAAGAAUUACCAUUUUAGUAACUGACAUAACAGCUCCUACUUUACAACAAGGUGAAGGUAUUUUAAUUAUAACAGUGAGCGACGUAAACGAUUCACCCCCAUUUUUUGUUCCACCUUGGAGGCCUGAUUUACCAUUUUACCAUUUAGAUUUGAAAGAAGAAUUGCGAAUCGGCACAAUUGUUGCUACAUACAUAGCUCAUGAUGAAGAUUCCGAUAUCGCCGGAUACGUAAUCGAUCCACCGAGUGAAUAUUUCGAAAUAAAUUACGGAACCGGAAUCGUCCAAAUUAAAAAAGAAAUUGAUUACGAAAAAAUAAAAUCGUUAAAUUUUACUGUUAUCGCAUCAGAUACUGGGGUUCCUCAAUUGAAUUCUUCGGCCACUGUUAUUGUUAGCGUUAAAAAUAUUAAUGAUAAUGACCCGAUUUUUUCGCAAAACGAAUAUAAUGUUUCAAUCAAUGAAAAUUCGCCGGUUGGAACUCCGAUUUUAACCGUGAAAGCCACCGAUUUAGAUGCUGAUGAAUUUGGGGUGAUUACUUACAAUCUAAUUGGAGAGCACAGCGAAAAUUUCGUGAUUAACCCAAGAAGUGGGUUGGUCACCGUUGGAAAUAAAGAAUUUUUAGACCACGAAAUCAUUAAUGAAACGACGAUUCAAGUCGUCGCAGUUGAUGGAGCCCCCGGAAAUUUAAAACGCUCAUCUUCAGUUCCUAUUCAUAUUCAAAUAAUUGACAUAAACGAUAACGCCCCGAAAUUUAAUCAAUCACACUAUAACGCCAAAGUGAUUGAAAACGUUCGAUUAAACCCACCAACUCCUAUUUUACAAGUUCACGCAAUCGAUAACGAUGUUCACAGCCAUAUUCGUUACAAAAUAGUCGAAGGAAACAAAGAUAAUUUAUUCCUCUUAAGUGAUGAAACUGGAGUUUUGUACCCCCACAAAUCUUUAAUUGGAAACACAAAUGAAUUUAAUUUAAUAAUAGAAGCUUCGGAUGGGGAAGGUUCCGAUUCUUUAUCCGAUAAAGCCACCGUUAAUAUUAAAGUAAUGAACGUCAACGAACACAAACCGAAAUUUAUUUUACCAGCUUUACAAAAUUCGACUUUAGAGAUAACCGAAAAUUCGGCUACAACCAAUUAUUUAGUGUUAACAGUUAAAGCUUUCGAUAAAGACAUCGGCGAAAACGGAAGAUUAACUUAUCAUUUACGCGUCAACGACGAAAACGUACAAGAAACCGAAGAAUUUUCAAUCGAUGAAGAAACCGGGGAAUUAAGAAGCAAAAAAUAUUUAGAUCGGGAAGUAAAAGGUCGCUAUGAAUUAAUUUUGGUCGCUAAAGAUCACGGUAAUCCUUUGUGGUACGAAACUUUAGCACAUUUAACCAUAUUAUUGGUCGAUAUGAAUGAUAAUCGCCCCGAAUUUCCCGACUCGCAAACAACAAAUCCUUACGUAUUUUAUGUAAUCGAGAACGGCGAUAAAAACGAAAAAAUCGGGCAGGUUAAAGCUUUAGAUCGAGAUGAAGGCCAACACGCUAAAGUUUAUUACUAUUUAUUAUGGAACGAAAACGAUAAUAAAGCCUUUUAUAUCGAUAAAAACGAUGGCGGGAUUUACACGAAUAAAUCUUUCGAUCGCGAAACCAAAGACGAGUAUGACUUGUAUAUUUUCGCGACAAACGAUGAUGAAUUUUAUUUAAUAAAAGAAGAUAAAAACGAUAUCAUUGAAAACGAAAUAAUCGCCCACAACAGUAGCAUAGCUAAAGUUAAAAUAAUAAUCAAAGAUUUAAACGAUAACAUCCCAAAAUUCGAACAAAACGUUUAUUACACAGCUGUUAACGCAAUGGCUAACAUAAACGAUUUUAUAACAAACGUAACAGCAAUCGACAACGACGAAGGUUUAAAUGGAACCUUAAAGUAUUUCAUUAAAGCAUCUAAUUUGUAUAAAUACGGUUCAAGUACAAGUUCUGGUUCGAUUAUCCCAUCACCUUUCAAUAUAACUCAAAACGGUCAAUUAAACACAGCAACUUAUUUAGCUGAAAACAACCAGCAUAGAUUUAUAGUUGAUGUGAUUGCGCGAGAAGUAGCCUUCCCCGAACGAGAAGCAACAACAAAAGUACACGUAUGGAUUUUCGAACCAAACCAAUUAAUAAGAAUCAUCUUAUCAAAACCCGUUGAAGAAGUUUUAAGAGAAAAAAAUGAAAUUUUAGCCGAAUUAAGUAACGCAACCCAAAGUCGAGUUAUCAUGGUUGAUAUACGCUUUAACACCGACGAUAUGGGCCACAAAAACGAAGAAUGGUCUGAUAUGUACAUCUUAGUGGUUGAUCCAUCAACUCAUACAAUUCUUCCAGUUCCCGAUGUACUUAAAGUUGUCGAUGCAAAAUACGAUUUUUUGAAAGAUUACUAUUCGGGAUUUGCAAUCGAAAACGUCUUGCCGGCGUUAAUCGUCGAAAAAGAAGACGUUUUCGAUCCAGCUUUAGCAGCGCUUAUCGCCCUUUUAAUAGUUUUAUUCGUUGGAGUAAUUACUUUUAUCGUCGUUUGUUGUUGUCUACGACAUUGGGCUAUUUCGCCAAAUAAUCUUAAGAAAAAGGACGCUUUAAUUAAAAAGGCCAUAAUCGACGAUUUAAAUACAACCGAAAAUCCACUUUGGAUAGAACAAAAAUUAAAAAUUUACGAAGAACAAGAAUUAACAAUGCAAGUUUUUAACGAACCCGAAAACGGCUUGAAUCGAAGAGAUAGCGAUGACUUAGUUCCGGAUGAUAACACUUACGCUACUAUUCAACAUCCGAAUCGAAGGGGAUCAUCACAUGUAGCUACUUUAUCCAUGGGUCAUGAUGAUAUGGCUGAUUAUGCAACGUUAUCUGGGGUGCCACAUCAUUCCAUAAGUGCCAAUAGUUCUUUGAGAGGUGCACCAAAUUUUUAUGAAGCAGCAAUGGGCUUCCAAGGAUCAACAUUUCAAGUUCCAGAACAUGCGGGAAGUACCAGCGAUUCUUUCGACGACUUCCGGACGAGAUUUAAAGGAUCUGGUUUGACGAUAAAUAACGAUGGUCAACCGGAAUUCGUAGCCGAAUUGAUAUUUAGAUUAUUAUCAAAUUUUUUACCGUCAUUUAAUUGUCCAUCUGUUGUAUCAGCAGGAAGGUAUUUAUCCACAUAUUUAUCAGCAACGUUGAGAGCCCCAUCUAAUUUAUCAGCGGCAAAUGCGGUGUAUUUGCUGGAUAAAACGGCGUUUCCAAUUUGUUUAACUGAAUUGGCCGUUUUAGAUGACAUUAAUAAUCCUUUGGUAGUAAUUUGGAGAUUUAAUAACAAAUUUGUUCAAUACCAUUUUAAAAUGACUAAAUCAUUUUGGAUUUUCGGGACAAUUUGUUUACUCGUUUUAAAAGUUUCAAUAAUCGAUGCUAAACUGGAAUUGAUAGGACCCGAUGAUCCGAAUAUCGAUUUUGUUGAUUUGGCAGGUUCUGUUACUAUCUCGAUGGACGAGGAAAACCAAGGAGAUGUUAUUAUCGCCCAUAUUAUUCAGGAUCAAGGAACGAAUACUCCGGAAAUUCAAUUCAUUCCUGCAUCAGAUUUAGAAGUUACCGGGAUGAAAAUUAUUGAAAGUGGGGAAGAGAAAAAAUUUAAUCUUGUAGUCACGAAAAGGCAAGAUUUCGAAUCCGAAUACAAAUCGUUUGUUUUUGAUAUUUGGGAUAACGUUGAUGAGUUACAGAAACAGGUUAACUUGAAAAUCAGAAAUAUUGACGAUAACGUCCCGUUUUUAACAUCCAAUGAUCUACAAUGUUCUAUUAAAGAAGCUGAAUGUUGUAACACUGGAUGUGAGUAUUUAAUAACCGAUGAUGACAGGGAGCUGGGUCAAAUCUCGUGGUUAAUUAACGGUGAACUAACAGACGAACGUUUCGAAUUUGAGGGAAUUUCUCCAGAUAAUUUAAAAGAUAACGAAAUGGCUAUAACACUAAAAUUAAGAAAAGAAUUAGUUUACGGAGAUGGUUCUUUUUACAUAAUAAAUCUAUCAAUAAAAGAUACGGUACACACAACAGAUCCUACAAGAAUCGCUGUUACUGUCAUUGAUGUUCCCAAUUUACCUCCGGUUUGGGUUAAAAUCUUUCAAUCGAAAACAUUUGAGGAAGAGUUAGAACAAGAAUUUCAAGUAGAAGCAAAAGAUGGUGAUAUAGGAAUCGAUACUAAAAUCUAUUAUCAACUCAAUUUUGACCAAAUCGAAGAUUGGAAUAAUAAAGUUUCUAUAGAUCCCGACGGAAAAAUCAGUGUUGCGAAAUUAGAUCGAGAUGAGGAAAACCGCGAUAUUUACACUUUUAAGGUAAAAGCGUGCGAAGAAGGUAGUCCCGAGUCUGAAGAAACGUGUAUUGAACAAGAAAUCAUAUUCAUUUUAAGCGAUAUAAACGACAAUCGGCCGAUUUUUACAAUCGAUCCACCAAGCGAUAUAACCGAAGAAAAUAUUAUUUAUCUCGAACUUUUAGAAACAACCGCAAGCACAAUUUCAACGAAAAUUAAUCUUAACGAUAUAGAUACGGGUAUAAACGCAAGAUAUUCAUUAAAAUUAUCAGGAUAUGACAACGAAGUCGAUCACAAAAGCGCGUUUUCAGUAGCCCCUGAGAGUGGUUACCAAGAAACUUCCGUCGACUUUCUUAUCAUCAAUUAUUUAAAAUUAGAUUAUGAAAAGGAAAGCUGGCGAACAUUUUCGCUGACGUUGACAGCUACUGAAUCUGCCGAUCCAAUUAAUGACGAAAUUCAUAAACCAAUUACGUUUCAUAUAACUCUUUUAAAUAGAAAUGAUGAAUUACCCAAUUUCAUAAAAUGUAACGAAGAUGGCGAAACUAAACCAGAUGACUGUGUUAUACGAAUCGAAGAAACUUACAAUGACACGGAACAACGUUUGAUUCAAAUGCAAGCUGAAGAUUUAGAUGUAGAUGGAACUUUAACCUACGCAAUCUUAGGCACUUACGCAAAUCAAAUUUUAAAAAUAGACGACACCACAGGAGAAAUUUACUUGAACGAAGCAUAUGGACGACGUCCCUUUGACUACGAAUCCCAAGAAGAAGUAAUCGUUCAAGUACAAGUAAAAGAUGGCUUAGAAACAGAUAAAGAUACAACAAACAUCGCACUCAGUCAACUUACAAUAAAAUUAAAAGACGUAAACGAUGAGACUCCGAGAAUUUCAGUUGAAGCAAGUGGUGAUGGAGUCCCUGAAAACUGUGGAACCCAAUGCGACAUUGGUAUUACAAUAACUGCAACCGACGAAGAUUCCUAUUCCAAGUUAGAAAUAACAAUCAAGUGGGACGAAUCUUCAGCCAUCAAAAACGGCAGAAAAGUAACCGACUCCGAAGAAUUCGCAAAAUAUAAGGAAUGCGUCAAAUUGGUUGUUGAUCCUACAUCGUUUCGAUCCAGACUCAUAGCUACAUUACAGUUUAUAGAAACCGAAGAAACGAUGGGUAACACGCCAGAUUUUGAAAUUUUCGAUACUUUGGAUUUAAAAAUCGUCGCCACAGAUAUAAAUCAGAUCGAUUCGGAAACGCCAAAUUACGUUUCCACCAACGUUCAAAUUUACAUAAACGACAUCAAUGAUAACGAACCAAUCUUCCCUGAAGAUGUUUCAAAGCCUUACAAAUUUAGAGCAACCGAAAAAACCGAAACUAAUACAUUAAUUGGUUAUAUAACGGCCACCGAUGCUGAUGUUGAUGCUAAAUUAUCCUAUUCUAUUAAGCCAAAAGAUGAUAAUCCCAAUUUAGAUGGUCUUGUUAAAAUAGACGAAAAGGAUGGAAAAUUGACAACAACAGACAAAAAAAUUGAUGCUGAUACAGAAAAGAUUUUUAAAUUAUAUUAUACAGUAACUGUUUCCGAUGAGGUCCAUAUUGCAAAUGCUGAGGUUGAAAUUGACAUUGAAGAUAUAAACGAUCAAGACCCCAUAUUUGAAGUUGAUGAAACUAUAGAUGAUGUACCAAUUGCAGAACAAUCAGAAGCAGGUACACCUGUGGCACAAUUUCUUGCAUUCGAUGGGGAUCGCGAUGAGGUAAACAACAAAAUAACAUACUCGUUUAGUAGCAAUAUGGAUAAAGAACUAAGAAAUUACUUUAAAAUCGAUGAAGAAACUGGAGAAAUUACGGUUGCCUAUACGGAUGAUGAUCAAAAAUUAGAUAGAGAUAAUGAUAUUCCGAAAGCACCAAUAAUUAUCCACAUAGAUGCUAGGGAUCCAGGAAAUCGUGUCGAUUCAAUAAGCUUUAGAGUUAUACUUACAGAUAUUAAUAAUAACGAGCCAGUUUUAUUAACGAAAGGGCCGUUUUCAAUCGGUGAAGAUAGUUCAGCUAAACAAUUUAUUACCGAACUUAAAGCAAGUGAUGCUGAUGAGGGGGAUAACAGCAAAGUAUCGUUUGAGAUAGUUGGGGAUAUAAUAGGAGAUGAAAAUUUAUGUAACAAAGAAGAUAAAAUCGAAUUUAGUUUAACCGAACCAAACGAAACAGAACGAACUGUUAAGUUACUAACCGGCGUAAAAUUAGUAGGAUUUUUAAAUGAUUAUAAAGUGACGGUAAAAAUGACUGAUCAUGGAAACCCUGCGCAAUCAUCAGAGGCUACUUUUACGGUUAACAUUAAUAAAUACAAUUUUAAUUCUCCCGUUAUCACAUCCCCACAACAAGGGGCCACAAUCCACUUGGCUUUAAAUCAAAGUCCGGGUAAUCCCAUUCAAUUACUCGACGAAGGAAAAACUUUAAGUUUAGAAGCGCACGAUGAUCAAUGUGGAAAAUAUCGACCAACAUUCUCAGUGCAAGAUGACAAAAAUUUAUUCACGGUUACCUCGUCUGGUUAUCUAACCAUUCAAAACAACGUAGAGUACGACGAAAACGUACCUUAUCAAGCAACCAUAAUCGCCACAACAGUGGGUGAACCAUCCGACAAGUCAUCCCAAAUAACCGUAACAUUUUUCUUUGUCAAUUAUAACAUUAACCCUGUAUUUGACGAUGAAAACCGAGAAGCUGAGACAAAUGGGUUUCAUGAAAACAAAAUAGGUGAAGAGUUCGAGUUUCCAAAAGCAAAAUACGAAGUCGAAAUUGCUGAAGAUUUAGGAUUACCAAUUUACUAUAUUAUCAUAGAGGGACAAUCAUUGUUUUCUAUUCCUAAUAAUCAAAAACCCAUUAUUCGGUUGGAUAAUGAAGUUGAUUAUGAAACAACCCCGGUUAUUACCGUUGUUGUUCAAGCUUCCAAUAGGGAAAGUGGUGAAAUUGGAGGUUCAGAUAGAGCUAAAAUAACUAUUACUGUUAAUGUACAAGACAUAAACGAUAACCCCCCGGAAUUUGAAAGAGAAAUUUAUUAUACAACAUUAAAAUACGACGAUAAGAAAGAUGACACCCUCAUACAGGUUAAAGCAACUGAUCCGGACGUAACCGAUGUGAUUAGCUACGUUAUAGAAAAAAUCGGUGAUUAUCCAUCUAAUUAUCCUAAAUUAUAUAUCGAUAAUAAUGGAGCAUUAAAAUUAAGUAGUGAUUCUAAUAGCGCAGCUACAGGUUAUACAACUGUUAAAAUUUGGGCAAGGGAUUGCGUUGAAAGCGGAUCAUUAUGCAGCGAUGGUCACGAAGUAAGUGCAAACGUUGAGAUUUACGUAGUCAACGAAGAUAAACACAUUGUAAAAUUCAAAUUCAAAAAUGUGAUUAUUGAUGUUGAAAAUAAAAAGGAUGAAAUCGCUGAUGUACUUUCCGAAACGUUUAAAAAUGACAAAGGAACACCUUACCAAGCGAAUAUAAAACGUGCGAUUGAAGAUGAUUCCGAUGAAUCAUCUAAACGAGCUGAUGAUGAUGAAUCGGAAACUUCUACCAUCACAACUUGCGAAAUUUAUUUCAUUGAUACUGAUAGUCACGAACCGGUAGAGAAAUCAGUGAUUGAAUCGUUCGCCAGCGAUGUAAAAACAUACGAUAAAUUACAACAGGAUUUCACACAAUACGGAUUAAUUUUGAUUAGUUUCUCUUCGACCUCAGCCGACGUUGAUAACACCGUCGAAGUUUUAAGGGCUUGGUUAAUUGGUGUAGCGGUUAUUUUAGGAGUUUUAUGCAUUCUACUUAUUGUUGCUUUUGUAUUAAAAACAAGAAGCCUAACAAAACGUUUAAAUAAAUUAUCUGUAACGAAAUUUGCAUCACAAGAAUCGGGAUUAAAUAGAAAAGUUGUACCGAAUACGAAUAGGCAUGCUUUGGAAGGUUCCAACCCAGUUUUUAGUUCUGAAAAAGAGCUUCCAGAAGAAGCAGAUCGACAAAGCAUUAGCAGCGGUGAUUCUGAUCUUAUAGGAGUAGAAAAUAAUCCUGAUUUUGAACGAAAAAUUCAGAGUAAUGGCGUGGAAAGAUAUUAAAAGAUAGAUAUGGAUAAAUGAUUUUAGAUAUGUAUAUAUUAAGUAUUUAUAGUAUUGUUAGGUAUAUUUAAUAUAAUUGGAAUCAUUUACCUAGAGUGAAUUUUAAGUCUUAAAAUAUAUAAUUUUCACAGUACAAUCAAUAA
This is a messenger RNA of Onthophagus taurus, 11547 nucleotides long. Lineage: Eukaryota; Metazoa; Arthropoda; Insecta; Coleoptera; Scarabaeidae. The record is from RefSeq and is a predicted model, not a curated record.